AUGGAUGGUGGGCACAACUACCAUGAUGACCCCCGCUACUACUGCCUGGGGGCGUACGAGGUAGAAAUAAGAGCCAGACCUGUUCUGGGUACAGCAGCCGAAGCAGGAGGUGUCCCUAUUGGUGUAGGAGCUCAUGACCUCAUGGUCGACGUGAACCAUGAGGUCUACUUCAACCAUGGUGGCUACAUCGACCCCGAUGGCUACAUCGACCCCGAUGGCUACAUCGAUCCCGAUGGCUACAUCGACCCCGAUGGCUACAUCGACCCCAAUGGCUACAUCGACAAUGAUGCCUAUAUUGACCAUGAGGAAGAUGUGAACGACGAGGGAGACGUGAACCCCGAUGGCGGCAGCGGCGGCGGCGGCAGUGGCGAGGGUGAUGGCGGCAGUGGCGGGGGUGACGAAGGCGACCAGGAGCCCGGGCAGGAGCAGCUGGAGGAGCCAGCCCAAGCUGCUGAGCAGGAUCCGCAGCCCCGGAACCGGCGCCGCCGUCGAAUCCAGCGCGUUUACUUCACAGCAUUGCAGCUGCGGGAGCUGGAAAAUGCUUUCAGAUAUACUCAAUACCCUGAUGUGCUUACAAGACGGGAGCUUGCAAGACGCAUGGGUGUGACUGAAGCAAGAGUGCAGGUUUGGUUUAAGAACAAAAGGGCCAAGUGUAGGAGAAAUCAGAGGGCAUCAAUGCUCAAUAAUGUACCACCUGCUGUCGUGAAUCACGUUAUCUUCCUAACGUUCGAUUAGUCCUAGAAUGCCAUCCU
Lemur catta (Ring-tailed lemur) is the source of this 752-nucleotide messenger RNA. Its product is annotated as rhox homeobox family member 1-like. Gene Ontology annotation, molecular function: RNA polymerase II transcription regulatory region sequence-specific DNA binding; DNA-binding transcription factor activity, RNA polymerase II-specific. Bases 1 to 735 code for a protein of 244 amino acids. NCBI's taxonomy places the organism in Eukaryota, Metazoa, Chordata, Mammalia, Primates, Lemuridae. Gene Ontology annotation, biological process: regulation of transcription by RNA polymerase II. The record is from RefSeq and is a predicted model, not a curated record. The transcript has 3 exons.